Mesocestoides corti is the source of this 1854-nucleotide messenger RNA. The record is from the annotation of a GenBank genome assembly. NCBI's taxonomy places the organism in Eukaryota, Metazoa, Platyhelminthes, Cestoda, Cyclophyllidea, Mesocestoididae.
AUGCCUCUUUACUCUUUCUUAAGCACCCCGCACGAAUACUUCGCUUGCUGCAGCUUUUGGGGGACCCUAGUUGGGACCUGGUCAUCUGCGUUCGUUCUCGUCCUUGACUGGGAUCGACCGUGGCAGGCCUGGCCCAUCCCCUGCGUUAUGGGCGCCGUCAUUGGCUUCUCCCUCGGAUUUUUUGCCUUCCUGUUACGUCGUUACCUAACUCAUCCUUUUGUCGACCGCUCUCGUUGUUAUGUAAACACCGGUGAUUCGGUCAAAUCUCGAGAGGAGUUAUUGGAUCACGUCUUGGUCUUCCUGUCCACAUACUCCUGGGUAUACUCCUUCAAGUGGACCGAACUGCUCACAUGCCAUGGGAAAUCGUCGGACCCGGUCGUUUCCUGCCCUCCGGAUUGGAUCGCUGCCCUGACCAAUGGAAAGAUUUCCCAUUUUCAGAACGUUGUUGUUGGCGGCGACGCUCCCGACGAUUGGCCCGAUUCUCUGCGGCGCUUUGCCAAUCAGUGUGCGACCUUCACGCGUGAGCUGAUGCGAUUGGCCACUGCCCAUCCACCCACUGCAUUACGGCAUGAUUCCAAGUCCCGGGGUUUCCUGUGCUCAAACCACCCAGCCGACUGCCUUCACUACCACUGCAAGCCACAGGGUGGCACUGGGCAGGCGCAGAGGAAGGUGAAGUGGAAGAAGAAGCACGAGAUCGGGAUCAUGUCGGCCUUCCUCUGCGACCUCCUCGACGACUCGGUGGGCUUUUCACCGGCACCAACCACACAGUGCCGCGAUCGAACGCGUGUCACAUUCCAAACCGCCGAGUUCGAAGAGGCAUGCUCGUGUGAGUCGCAGGGUACAGUGUCCACCGGGAUAGAAUUUAACGCACUAGUCGAUGUGGGCUCCGGACUUGGCCACCUACCACGACUUGUAAUGCAGAGGCUCCGGGCAGGUGAUGCCACGCCCAGACGGCGUGUGGUUGCCGUGGAAGCCGACGCUAAGCUACACAACAGCGCCGUGGACAUGGAGGAAAGAGAGCCGAAUUGCCACAGCCGACUGAUUCGCGUGCACGCGCGCGUAACGACGAGCGAGGUGCACGACUUACGGGAAAGACUGUCCAUGGCAUUGUCCGCCCUGGAGACGCCCCGCUACCUGCUUUGUGGGCUGCAUUGCUGUGGCGACCUGAGCGAGGCUGUUAUCGAGGCCUUCCUCACCGACCCGAACGCGCGUGGAAUCGCACUCGUUGGAUGCUGUUACCACAAAAUGGAAGACAAUACGUUUCCUCUCAGUUCGAGCUUGCAGGAAGCUUUCACGCGCAACCCCGAAGCGGUGGAUCCCCUCCAAGCGAAGGUGACUCUCCGACUGGCUUGCCAGUGGUCGCCACAGCAAUGGGCUAGAUGGACACCGGAGGAGGUCUACGAACACAGGGUGCGUGUCUUCGUGCGCUCCAUCCUCGAAGUCUACCUCAACCCGGACGGCCACUCGCCGCUGCCCCCGCCUUUGAAACGCGUCGCCCGCCUUCCUCCCGUCGUCACAAAGCCCCCAAGCAGCAGCCAGGCCGAGUGCGUCGUCCAACCACUCCCAAGCCUGGACGACCACUGGCGCGCCCUGCACAGCCUCGAGCCCGCCCUGGAGGUGACAGCGCUGGCAAAUCUCGUCACGACAGCGCAAAACACGUGGCACCUUCUGCCGGGAAUCAUCAUGCUCCAACAACUUGUGCAGCCCCUGCUAGAGGCCCUCAUCCUCGCCGACCGUGUGUGGAAGGUGGAGGAGGCGGAUGACGUGGCCUUCGCGACGCUGGUGCGUUUGUUCGACCCGUCAACGUCACCCCGGUGUGUGGCGCUCGUUGCGUACAAAAAUCACUCAAAAUGA